CUAGUCCACCACUCAUAUGCUGACCUGCAGCUGACCAACUUUUUCAGUCAGCGAGAGAUUCAUUUGUUCAAUCAUUAAUUUGCACAUUUGUUAUGACAUAAAAUACCGCGGAAAUUGUAUCUCUCUCGUUAGAAUCUAUAUUCUUGCCGUGUUGCCGUGAUCAACCUUGAUAGUAACCGACAGUGUUCACAGUGUAAUAUGUUGCUGCGACGGAUUCGCCUGCCUUGGUUUUCUGCGUUGAGGGCUCAGGUGACAAUACCGGCUCGAUUGCAACGUUCGUGUGAAACUCUGAGCGGUAAACGAUGGCAGCACACAACUCCUCACCAAAGCCCUUGCUCCUGGAAAGCCAGAGAAGACUGUUUAGAGCUUAAAUAUGGUGGACUAGUCAUGCAGUUUGACUACAUGUGGCUGAGGGACCACUGUCGCUCUGCGUCGUGUUACAACAGCAAGACCAAUCAGCGCAGCCUGGACACGGCCAGCAUUGACCUCAGUAUACGUCCAGACCAGACGAGGGUUGAUGAUGAGAAUCUUUUCUUGACAUGGCCAGACGGUCACAUUACACAAUAUAAACUGGACUGGCUAGUGCAGAACAGCUAUGAGGGUCAGAAACGUAGUGCCAUGCAGCCACGUAACCUAUGGAAUGCCAGCAGCUACACUGGUGCCGAGGCACGCUCCGCCAGAUGGGAGAAGUUCAUGAGCUGUGACCAGGAGCUGAAGCUGUUCCUCAACAACUUCUUGCUCUACGGCAUUGCUUUUGUGGAGGAUGUGCCAGCGACGGUUGAAGCCACAGAACUGGCGACAAAGAGAGUCAGUCUCAUUAGGGAGACCAUGUAUGGAAGGAUGUGGAGUUUUACCUCUGACUAUUCCCGAGGAGACACAGCCUAUACCAAACUGGCAUUAGACCGCCACACUGACACUGCAUAUUUUCAGGAGCCCUGUGGGAUCCAAGUGUUCCACUGUCUUAGACACGAGGGUACUGGUGGCAGGACACUGCUUGUGGAUGGCUUUCAUGCGGCACACCAAGUUCUUCAGAAGUCACCUGAGCACUUUGAGAUCCUCUCACAGGUGCCCAUAAAGCACGAGUACAUAGAGAGUCUCAGCGAUCACAGCAACCACAUGAUUGGUAUUGGCCCUGUACUGAACGUUUACCCAUGGAACAAUGAAGUCUACAUGAUUCGUUAUAAUAAUUAUGACCGGGCCGUGAUCAACACAGUCUCACAAGAUGUGGUUCAGCGUUGGUACAGGGCGCAUCGUGCGUUGACCUCAGAGCUAAGAAAUCCAGAAAAUGAGCUAUGGGUGAAGCUGAAGCCUGGGAAGGUCAUCUUUAUUGACAACUGGCGGGUCCUGCAUGGGAGAGAGUCGUUCACGGGCCUGAGGCAGCUGUGCGGGUGCUACCUGACCCGUGAUGAUGUCCUCAACACGGCACGAUCUCUGGGGCUCCAGGCAUGAAGACCUUAGGCUCUCCUCUCCAAACCUGAUCAACUCCAAUAGAUACAGAUAGAUGGAAAGACCAACCAUACCGCGUUCUACCUAUGAAAUCAAAUGGCUUUGGGCACAAUGCACUUUGGGAGAGAAAAAAAGCUGGAAAAAGUUGAUAUAUUCAUUAUCAGUUAUUAUGGUCAGUUAACAUUAUUUACAUUAGGAAUCAAGCACUCUAGACUUUAUCAGUAUGCAUACUCAUUUAUAGGCAUAGCAUUCACAAUAUAACUAAAAUGAGUAAAAUUAAAUCUCAACUUACUACAUUUUGAUUUAUGCUGAUUGUGAUUUAAGUAAUCGCUUUGUUCACCAUAAUGAUUCAA
Sardina pilchardus (European sardine) is the source of this 1799-nucleotide messenger RNA. It is a transcript of the gene tmlhe, whose product is annotated as trimethyllysine hydroxylase, epsilon. The transcript has 8 exons. The record is from RefSeq and is a predicted model, not a curated record. Gene Ontology annotation, cellular component: mitochondrion. Gene Ontology annotation, molecular function: iron ion binding; trimethyllysine dioxygenase activity. The coding region runs from base 199 to 1449 and encodes 416 amino acids. Lineage: Eukaryota; Metazoa; Chordata; Actinopteri; Clupeiformes; Clupeidae. Gene Ontology annotation, biological process: carnitine biosynthetic process.